AUGCUUUGUUGUGAUGGGGCUGCAAGGGGGAAUCUGGGUAGAGCUGGGGCUGGAGUUGUAGUUCGUGAUACAAAUGCUAAUGUUUUGGGAGCCAUGAGUGUUGGUUUUGGCAUUCAAACAAAUUACUUGGCGGAGGUUUUAUGUAUCGUAGUUGGUCUUGAGUGGGCAACUAAAUUUGGAAUGACUGAUGUUUGUAUUCGUUCGGAUUCGAUGGAUGCUAUUUUGGUGUUCUCUGGCAACAUUAAUUUGGUGCCUUGUUUUCUUCUUUUGAGGUGGUUAGCUGUGAUGGCUAUACAUAAUGACAUUCGUUUUGUUCAUUCGUAUAGAGAAGCAAAUAUUGCUGCUCAUACCAUGGCAAAAAGAGGUUGUUUAUUAGAAGAAGGAGUGGGAUUAAGUUAUGACAAUAGGCCUGAUUUUAUUAUUGCUAUUGAAUUACCAAAUGUAACUUAUUUUAUAUUCGAUUAG
Papaver somniferum (opium poppy) is the source of this 465-nucleotide messenger RNA. RefSeq lists its product as uncharacterized. NCBI's taxonomy places the organism in Eukaryota, Viridiplantae, Streptophyta, Magnoliopsida, Ranunculales, Papaveraceae. Gene Ontology annotation, molecular function: nucleic acid binding; RNA-DNA hybrid ribonuclease activity. The record is from RefSeq and is a predicted model, not a curated record. The transcript has a single exon. The coding region runs from base 1 to 465 and encodes 154 amino acids.